CUCCAGAAAGAAUCCACAAUGAAAAGAACAACCCACAGUUGCUUCUUACUGAUUAUCCUUCUAAUUAGAAUGGUUCCAAGUCUUACUUCUACUGUAAAUUACACUGAUCCUACAUUAGAGCCUGUAGUAACUGAAAAUUCAGUCAUACGACAAAAGAUAAUAGAUUCGCAGUUCAAGUGCUAUGAGAGGAUGAACAGAGCUCCUCCAUACAGGAAAAAAGGUCUGUUCUGUAACCGAACCUGGGACGGAUGGUUGUGCUGGGAUGACACACCUGCUGGAAGAAUUACUGCUCAGAAUUGUCCAGAUUAUUUUCCAGACUUUGAUCCAACUGAAAGGGCUUCAAAAUAUUGUGAUGAAACUGGAAACUGGUUCAGACAUCCUGAGAGCAACCGAACUUGGUCCAACUAUACUCUGUGCAACUCUUUCACCUCUGAAAAACUGAAGAUGGCGUUCAUACUUUAUUAUAUGGCAAUCGUUGGCCAUGCUUUGUCUAUAACAUCCCUGUUGAUUUCCUUGGCAAUUUUCUUCUAUUUCAAGAGCCUCAGCUGUCAAAGGAUAACGCUGCACAAGAAUUUGUUUUUUUCUUAUGUGAUGAACUCCAUGUUUACAAUUGCCCACCUCAUUGCUGUUGUGCCUAAUCCGGGCCUUGUAAAAAGGGAUCCUGUAAGCUGCAAAGUGCUGCAGUUCUUUCACCAGUACAUGUUGGGCUGCAACUACUUCUGGAUGCUCUGCGAAGGCAUUUAUCUUCACACUUUAAUUGUUGUGGCGGUGUUUGCUGAAGAGCAGCGUUUGCAUUGGUAUUACCUCUUGGGCUGGGGGUUCCCUUUAGUGCCAGCAUCUAUUCAUGCCGUUGCAAGAGCCAAAUACUUCAACGACAACUGCUGGAUGAGUGUUGACACUCACUUGCUCUAUAUUGUUCAUGGACCUGUAAUGGCAGCCUUAUUGGUCAAUUUUUUCUUUUUGCUUAACAUUGUCCGGGUAUUGGUGACAAAGCUAAGAGAUACCCACCGUGCUGAGUCCAACAUGUAUAUGAAAGCUGUCAGAGCUACUUUAAUCCUGGUGCCCUUGCUAGGAAUUCAGUUUGUUAUUAUUCCCUGGAGACCAGAAAACCGACUUGCCGGAGAAAUAUAUGAUUACAUCAUGCAUAUAUUAAUGCAUUACCAGGGCUUGCUUGUUGCAACUAUAUUCUGCUUCUUCAAUGGUGAGGUCCAAGGAGCUUUGAAAAGACAAUGGACGCAGUAUAAAACCCAGUGGGGUCAAAGGCGCCGGGAGCACUGUUCCACGCGGUCUACCUCCUACACGGCAACAUCAAUCACAGAGGUCCCUGUUUACUUAUACCAUCAUGAUUCCAACAACGAACAGUUAAAUGGAAGAUACAUAGAUGACUCUGAACUCGUUGCAUUAAAAUCUGGAGAGACGUCUGCCUAG
Molecule: messenger RNA, 1428 nt
Organism: Rhea pennata
Lineage: Eukaryota; Metazoa; Chordata; Aves; Rheiformes; Rheidae
Gene: CALCR
Product: calcitonin receptor
Exons: 12
Coding region: 19-1428 (469 amino acids)
Biological process (GO): adenylate cyclase-activating G protein-coupled receptor signaling pathway; cell surface receptor signaling pathway; positive regulation of cytosolic calcium ion concentration
Cellular component (GO): axon; plasma membrane
Molecular function (GO): amylin receptor activity; calcitonin receptor activity
Source: RefSeq, a predicted model, not a curated record